CUGAAUAAAAAUAAUAGCAACGCUCCCUUACUUAUCUCUAGAGAUCACGAACACGGCAAAUCAUCAAGUCAACUUGCGGCAGAUAAAGAAGUGGACACGAGGGCAUAAAAGGCUAGCUCAUCCCCGGCGCGUCACCGGCUGUCCCCGAUUCCAUCUCCAGAGCCCACGGCUAUAUAACGCCCCCAACCGCAGCUCCGGCGGCGGCGACGAUGCCUACCGGCUCCGGGGCUCAGACGUCGUCGUCGUCGUCGUCUGGUCCGACGACCUUGCUCGAUCAGGAGCGGUCAGGAAUAAUGGCGGACGACGGUGGUGCCGGCGCGGCUGCAGAAGGUGGCUCCGUCGCGGAGGCGGUGGACCACCGCGGCCGCCCCGCCUCCCGCGCCUCCACCGGCGGCUGGAAGUCGGCUUCCUUCAUCAUAGCGGUGGAGAUCGCGGAGCGCUUCUCCUUCUACGGCGUGUCGGCGAACCUGAUCACCUACCUGACGGGGCCGCUGGGCGAGCGGGUCGCGGCGGCGGCGUCGGCCCUCAACGCCUGGAACGGCACGGCGCAGCUGCUGCCGCUGCUGGGCGGGACGCUCGCGGACGCGUGGCUGGGCCGGUACCGCACCAUCGUGCUCGCCUCCCUCAUCUACAUCCUAGUAAGCGAAAAGCAGAAUGCAUUUCCACUUCUUUAGUUUGAAGAUGAAGAUUGCGU
Molecule: messenger RNA, 694 nt
Organism: Panicum virgatum (switchgrass)
Lineage: Eukaryota; Viridiplantae; Streptophyta; Magnoliopsida; Poales; Poaceae
Product: protein NRT1/ PTR FAMILY 5.15-like
Exons: 2
Coding region: 210-674 (154 amino acids)
Source: RefSeq, a predicted model, not a curated record